CCUCCGACUCCAAGAUUGUUAGCACCUUACUGGAUCAAAAUCCAGUCCUCAGAUACAUAAGUGACAUAACUAGGAAGAGAGGUACCUUUAGAAGAGGACAGCUGACUGAAGAUGUCUGAGGAAAAUAAUAACCUAUUGGACUUUUACUAUUCUGAGGAACGUUGGAAUGGAAUGAGUUCUGAUGAAGAAGCUGAAAAUGAAGAACUUAGUAGGUUACGUGAAGAUGCAGACAAGGGCAUAACGCUUCUCAAGAAACUCAUCAAUGAUCGCAUUGAGGAUCUGCAAAAGAACAUCCGUGAACUUCAUAGUAUUGCAGAUGGGGUUGACAGCUUUCAUAAGAAAGCCACCAUUGCCAAUAUUACUGGAGGAUCCGUGAGUGCCGUUGGAGGGAUUGUCACCAUUGUUGGACUGAUCCUGACUCCCUUCACCUUGGGAGCUUCCCUUGUGGUCACAGGAGUGGGACUGGGAGUGGCAGCGGCAGGAGGAGUGACCAGCGCUUCAGCUACCAUUUCAGAUACUGUGAACAACUCUUUGGACCGAAAAAAAGUGGAAGACAUUAUAGAGAGACACCAGAAGGGCACUGAGGCUUUUGUAGAAUGCCUAAAAACUGCCAACACAUGCAUAAGGAAAAUGGAAGAGUUUCUGACAAAGGAAACUUUGCUAAAAACAAGGAAUAAAGUUCAGUUAGGAACAAGAGCUACAAAAGUGAUUGCCAGUGCUGGUGAGAUUGGCAGGCUAGCCACAUUAGCAAAAGUGUCAGGUGGAGUGGCAAGGGCUGUCAAGGUGGCCGGAGUGGCGACUGGAAUCCUCUCAGGCCUGUUCCUAGGACUAGAUGUCUUUUUCAUUGCAAAAGACUCCAUUGACCUUCAUAAAGGAGCCAAAACUGAAUUUGCAGCUAAAAUUCGUGAGGUGGCAAAUGAAUUACAGUGUGGAUUACAUGAAUUAAAUGAAAUCAACACAGAUUUACAAAGAUUCAUCAGAACUAAUGCAUUAAAUAAUUAUACAUAAGUUACUAAAGCCAACCUUUCCACACAGAUUCAGGCCUAUAGUGCUUCAGGUUUACUGUAAAAGAAAUUUAUGAAAAUGUAUCUCAUUUUCUCUAAUGGUUUCAGUAACCUUCAGAGAAGCAUCUGCUUCUCAGAUCGAUUCCUGAUAAACAUGUAAUAAUUUGUUCCGCUUCAUUUAGAAUUAAUUUACUUUAUGCACGGUAUUGCAAAUGUUUUGGCUAAAAUUUGAAAAUGUACUCAAGUUCAGUUUUGUUAGAACAUUUUAAAAUACAAUCAGUAGAAUAACUAUAAGGCAGUGUGAGGAGAGCAGUUAUACCAAAGCCCAUGAGGCUGAAUGGUUGUUGCUCUGUAAAAGUUUAUUAUUAACAUGGUUGCUUAUUUCACAGUGGAGUGAAAAACAUAGCGGCAUUGCCUUUUCUGAAACUCUGGAAAUCUUAAUUUUGACUACUAACCUUUUAUGUAACUUGUAUUCUUGAUGAAUAUCAUUGAUGGUGAUCCUUUUUUGAAUAUAUUUGAUUUAAUUUCACAUGAUGGGAUUAUAUUUAUUUUCACUAACUAGCAUCAAAUUCUAGUUAUGACAGUAAACACAAUAAAUAUUUUUCUAUUAUAAAA
Messenger RNA from Erpetoichthys calabaricus (reedfish), 1619 nucleotides. Its product is annotated as apolipoprotein L3-like. Gene Ontology annotation, molecular function: lipid binding. Gene Ontology annotation, cellular component: extracellular region; membrane. Gene Ontology annotation, biological process: lipoprotein metabolic process; lipid transport. The record is from RefSeq and is a predicted model, not a curated record. Lineage: Eukaryota; Metazoa; Chordata; Cladistia; Polypteriformes; Polypteridae. The transcript has 5 exons. Bases 112 to 1008 code for a protein of 298 amino acids.